AUGGAGUCCUGUGCAGACAGACUAGCCAGGGCGGCGGCCCAAGGCCGCGUGCAAGAGGUGCGGGCACUGCUGGAAGCCGGGAUUUCGCCCAACGCCCCGAACUCUUUCGGUCAUACCCCGAUUCAGGUGAUGAUGAUGGGCAACGUCCACGUAGCAGCUCUCUUGCUCCUCUAUGGUGCAGAUUCGAACUGCGCAGAUGCCACCACCCUCUCCCGACCGGUGCACGACGCAGCGAGGGAGGGCUUCCUGGACACGCUGGUGGUGCUGCACAGGGCGGGGGCGCGGCUGGAUGUGCGCGAUGCCUGGGGUCGCCUGCCGCUCGACUUGGCCCAAGAGCGGGGACAUCAGGACGUCGUGCGGUAUUUGAGUGCCGCUGGAAACGUCGCCCCGGCCGACAGGCAUAGCUUCUGCUAAAGCACGCCCAGGUACCUGGGACUUCGCAGCCAAUUCUACAAGCAGAGCUAAAUCCGGCCUCGGCACGCCUUUUUCUCCUUGGUCUCACUUCUAGCUAGGCUUUAAAAAAUAAAAAUGCUUUUUGCAAUCACAGGAGGGGCAGAGGGAGGGACUUGGGUGGGAGAGGAAUGGGAUGAGAAAAAAAAAUUUUUUUUUAAACGUCAACUGCCUUUUAGCAUAGAAAUGCCUUCUGGUGUCCUGAAAGCUUUAUCAUUUUACAAAAAGUGUUUGGAAAUUUCAGAGUAGCCCUCUGUAGCACCGGUUCUUGGUUUCUUGUGAGCUGUGCUCUGGUUCUCCAUCCCAUCCUGUACCCCAUCCUGUUGGCUUCAUAUCAGCAAUUUAGCGAAAUAAAGUU
Molecule: messenger RNA, 808 nt
Organism: Mastomys coucha (southern multimammate mouse)
Lineage: Eukaryota; Metazoa; Chordata; Mammalia; Rodentia; Muridae
Product: cyclin-dependent kinase inhibitor 2A-like
Exons: 3
Coding region: 1-414 (137 amino acids)
Biological process (GO): negative regulation of cell population proliferation; regulation of cyclin-dependent protein serine/threonine kinase activity
Cellular component (GO): nucleus
Molecular function (GO): protein kinase binding; cyclin-dependent protein serine/threonine kinase inhibitor activity
Source: RefSeq, a predicted model, not a curated record